ACAAAGUGGUAUGACGUAUGAGAUUGUGUAAGACUACAUUUCCCGUGGACACUUUUCCAACGUGGCGGACUGAGAGCUGGGUGCGAUUUCUACAGGAAAUACUUUCUCAUACGAGCCUGUUUUUGUAAAGGGCUGCCAUUUUACCGAGCUUACGAAAAGUACAACUGGGGAAAAUGAAAGAUCAAGUGGUUCAGCUCAUAUCCAGCUCACAUCAUGAGCAUUUACUUCAGGCAAUGUGGAAAUUAAGAGUCACAGGGAACCUGUGUGAUCUCACAGUGCAAGUGGAUUUUCAUGGAGAGGUUGAAGAAUUUCCAGCUCAUCAAAUUGUCCUUGCUGCAUCUAGUGGCUAUUUUAAGACCCUUCUCUUAGCAGAGGAGCGAGUGGGAAAAAUAUUCUUAGCUACCGUUUCACCUGAGGUCUUUAAAAAAUUCUUAGAGUAUGCGUAUUCUGGAAAAAUGGAAGUUGAGGAGAGACGUCUCGAUCAGAUAUUAAAGAUGGCAAUGCUACUCGACUGCCAAGACCUUGUAGAAGCUUGCAGUACCAAAAUUCUCGUUCAUAAUUCUGACAGUGGCAUAGCUAGAAAAGGCAAAUUACUGAAGGAGAGGUCGAAAAAGGCUGUAAAAAGAGCACUAGAUAACAGGAAAAAACUUAAACUUACACUGAAAACCAUAAGCACCGAGAGGGGGGAUAAAAUUGUGCUACAGGGAAGGAGGAGCAGCAGGUUAGCUGGCCGCCGUGUUGUUGUAGACUUCAACAAGCAGAAUUCGUACCAAAAAGAAACAUCUCUACCUGAGGCCUCUGAUGCUUAUUUAAAUCAGGACAAAUCAGAUGCAACACAAGGUGCUUCACAAGUGGUUGGAGAAACAGAAUCAGAUGUUUCUGCUGAUCCAGUUUUACCCCAGAAGGAGGCUCUUACUGACAGUGGCUCUGAAUCGACAUACACUUUUAUCCGUGACAUGUCGGAAGAAGAGUUUCAAGAAUCUGAAAUACCACCUGCUGCCAUCGAAGGGACAGAUGCAGCUGAAAAGGACAGCAAGCCAGUUGGCUCUAAAUAUAAUUGUGACAUGUGUUUUCGUUCAUUUCGCUAUGAGAAAAGCUACUUAAAGCAUGUUAAGGUUAGUCAUGGGCUCCAAGCUGAUACGACUUACCGCUGCAGCAUCUGUCAGCAGACCUUUGCCAACCGCUGCAACCUGAAGAUUCAUGAGCGGCACGUACACAACGACGAGCGGCUUUUUCUUUGCGGCAUGUGUGGAAAGGCCUUCAAGCGCAAGAAGGAUGUGACUAGGCACAUGAGGCAGGUGCAUGAGGGUGGAACCGAGCGACACCACUGUCCGAUUUGUGGCAAAUCUCUGAGUUCAAGAACUGCUCUCAACCUGCACGAGAGGACACACACGGGUGACAAACCCUACAGCUGUGAUGACUGUGGAGCUCGCUUCUCUCAGAGCUCAGCACUCAAGACACAUCAGCGGAUCCACACUGGUGAGAAGCCUUUUGCCUGUGACCUGUGUGAUGCCAGGUUUACCCAGAACCACAUGCUGGCUUACCAUAAGCGAUCCCACACAGGGGAGAAGCCUUAUAUGUGUGAAAACUGUGGAAAAAGCUUUGCCUCUAAAGAAUACCUAAAACACCAUGCAAGAAUCCAUUCAGGCUUGAAGCCAUAUAAGUGUGAAAACUGUGGAAGAGCAUUUGCACAGCGGAACUCGCUUCAUCAGCACAUGAAAAUUCACACAGGUGAGAGGCCUUACCACUGUAAAGACUGUGAUAAGCAGUUCACCCAGCUCAAUGCUCUUCAGAGGCAUCAGAGGAUCCACACCGGAGAGAAACCGUACAUGUGCAGCAUGUGUGGCCGAACAUUUACAGACAAAUCUACUGUCCGCCGACACACUUUGACCCAUGAUAAAGAUACACCUUGGAAGAAUUACCUUGUUGUGUUGGAGGGUAAUGUAGAGGAACGUGUUAAGAAGCCGAAAGGUUCAUCUUUAAGGAAGGACAAGACAGCAGUAAAUGCUGAUGAACAUCAGGCAGCAGAGGAUCAGACUCUGGCAGUGGCAGUGCCAGAGGAGCCAGUGACCAUCUCUGGAGACUGGGCAGACCCUGGCACCAUCACUGUGGUCAGUCAUGGAACGCUGACCAAGCUGACAGUUAUCCAGACAGAGGUGGCACCUGGAACCAUGGCUCUACCCUUUUCCAUUCCUAUCUCUGUUGCAAAUUGCAUCUCUGGCACAGCCUCACUGACCGGCACAGUCACUUUCAGUGAAGCAGCCAAUGUUUCUGAUGCCAUCUUGGCUUCAGCAACCCCAGUAGCACCUGUAGCCACAGUCACAGAAGGCAUUCUCUCUCCAGUUGAAGUCACUUUGUCUACAUCUAGUGAAUGUGUAACAGCACAGGCAGAGGUGGAGCAGGUUGUGGAGGCACAGCAGUCAGAUUUACAGGAGGGAACAACUGAGCAUGUACAGAACACAGAAACAUAAGAGGCCAUGGAGAUCCAUACAGGAGAGUAGUUUUAAAGGCAGUUUAGUGGCUCUUGCUUAUACACUGUAUCAGUUGGGUCUUUAAUGGUUUUCUUAUAUUUUAUGUAAGGGCCUAUUUUAUAGAAAAUGAUAAAUAAUAAUACUCAGAAGAAAGAUUCCAUUUCUACUAACAAGACUGAGCGGUUUCUUUUGGUUGAUCAAAACAAAGCUGAAAUAAUAGUUUGAGAUUUGUGUUGUCUGGUUUAAUGGUUUUGUUUUUAUCCAUGUUUAUUGGAGAAGACAUAACCAGCAGAUUUAAAAAAAAAUGUUUUGGGAAAAUAUUCAUGUAGCAGUCAAUCAUGUUGUAUAUCGAUUAGACAAAUAUAUUGAUCAUUUGGAAAUGAAUGAGGUUCUGUAA
This is a messenger RNA of Tachysurus fulvidraco (yellow catfish), 2868 nucleotides long. It is a transcript of the gene gzf1, whose product is annotated as GDNF-inducible zinc finger protein 1. Gene Ontology annotation, biological process: regulation of transcription by RNA polymerase II. Bases 174 to 2471 code for a protein of 765 amino acids. The record is from RefSeq and is a predicted model, not a curated record. Gene Ontology annotation, molecular function: DNA-binding transcription factor activity, RNA polymerase II-specific; protein binding; RNA polymerase II transcription regulatory region sequence-specific DNA binding. Gene Ontology annotation, cellular component: nucleus. The transcript is spliced from 6 exons. NCBI's taxonomy places the organism in Eukaryota, Metazoa, Chordata, Actinopteri, Siluriformes, Bagridae.